Aureobasidium pullulans EXF-150 is the source of this 1529-nucleotide messenger RNA. Its product is annotated as glycerophosphoryl diester phosphodiesterase. Lineage: Eukaryota; Fungi; Ascomycota; Dothideomycetes; Dothideales; Saccotheciaceae. The coding region runs from base 383 to 1456 and encodes 357 amino acids. The transcript has 5 exons. Gene Ontology annotation, biological process: lipid metabolic process. Gene Ontology annotation, molecular function: phosphoric diester hydrolase activity. The record is from RefSeq and is a predicted model, not a curated record.
GAUUCUUCUUCGGUCUCGGCUUACGGCCAAAACACUCGGUAAAGAAAGAGCAAUGCCUGUUCUCGUUUCACCUCGACCGAUCGAGCAAAGAUCGAGCGAGCGAUAAAGUCGGCGUCUUUAUCGGUAUAGGAUGGAUCAAUACGACACUCCGCUGCAUGGCUUGCUUCGCCAAGUAAACUCACAUCUUCACCAUGCAAAUCAAUUCCUCCACGUGCGGGAGCAGGGCAUGAGCGUGGCCGGGAUCUACAAUCAAUAGCCAAGACGACUGAGGUAUAAGUAUUGUGCCCUAUCGCUGUGAGGAUGAUUGUGUUCAAUCUUGUCUUGCUCGUGCCUGUCCUAGUCUGUUGUUGUUGCUUACUGUCCAAUUCUUUGCUCUACCAACAUGGCAUCUACUAUUGGUCUGGUCGCCGGUCUUGCGGCUUUGAAUGUUGUGGCUGCUAUGCCGUUCACUAUUCCUUAUCUGGAUAAGAGUGGUCGUGUUGAGGUUCAAGGUCACCGUGGUGGUCUGAGUAUGAGGACUGAAGAAUCACUUUGGGCAUUUGCUCAUGCUUUGGAAGUCGGAGUUGAUGUGCUCGAGAUGGAUACUGUCUUCACCAGUGAUGGUGUUCCUGUCAUUUGGCACGACCAUUGGAUCUACCCCACCAAGUGCACUGGAGAAUACGUCAACCAAUACAUUGCAAACUUGACUCUGGCACAAGUCAAGACUCUGGAUUGUUCGCUUCAGCUUGCAGCUCAGCCUCAACAAGAACUACACCCUGGAACCACCAUUGCAACUCUAGAAGAAGUUCUUGAGCUAGUAAAAUGUUACGGCGACGAAGGUGUUACGAUUAAUCUCGAAACCAAACUCUCGCCCACGGCACCGAACGAAACCCUAUCCGUGGACACCUACAUCACGGACUUGAUCCCUAUCCUUCAGAAGCACGGUUUCGAGUCCCGUACAUCGAUUCAAUCUUUCGACUGGCGCACUCUCGUCGGCAUCCAUGCCGCUUAUCCCGAAGUCACUAUCGUGGCUCUUCUAGACGAAACAACAGUUGUGCCCGAUGAGACCAACAUGACCUACCCCUGGCUCGAGAACAGCGUCUACCCAUGGCUCGGGGGCGUUGACCUCGACACCUUCUCUGGCGACUGGGUAGCAGCUGCCCACUCAAUUGGCGCAUCUAUCCUUUCUCCUAACCAUGGCACUGGCAAUGCCAGUGACGCUACAGUGAACACACCUGAUUACGUCCCUUUUACGACAAAGGAUGUUGUGGACAGAGCACAUGGCUUGGGUAUGCAGGUUAUUCCUUGGACUGUGGAUGCUGAGGUCACGAUCAGCAAAUUGCUUGGUGAUGGCGUGGAUGCCAUUAUUAGCAACUAUCCUGAGAGAGUGAUGUAUGUCGGCAGACAAAGAGGAUUGAGUGUCGGAAGGGCUAGAAACCCGAGUAAGCCGGAGUGUUUGGUCAAUGCAUCUGCAUGAGGAUGUUUUGAAGGUGUUAUGAUUGUUAAAAAUGUUGUUUUCAGCCACUUCAAAGAACGUUUCUCUAUCAGCA